This is a messenger RNA of Xenia sp. Carnegie-2017, 1267 nucleotides long. RefSeq lists its product as uncharacterized. The record is from RefSeq and is a predicted model, not a curated record. Lineage: Eukaryota; Metazoa; Cnidaria; Anthozoa; Malacalcyonacea; Xeniidae.
UGGACUACGUCACUAAGGAGUCAUGUGAGAUAUGCGCACGCAGAUCGAGGAAUCAGUUGCCCGCGUAGUCUUCGAGCGAACGGUUGUUUUUAUCGAAUAAAAUCUCAACAAAGGAGCGAAAAUCAUGGCAUCAGAUGACGAAUUGGAAAGACGGCUAUUGGAAGAAGAGCCAAGCGGUAUGAAAGAAGCGACACCACCAGGGAUAGCAAUGCCAGAAGUGUUGGCUAGUCUCGUCGACAAAGUAGAGAAAAUGUCAAGCAAAAUUAUCAACCUGGACAGUUCCAUUAAACGGUUGCAGUCCGACAGUCAGGAUCCUUGCUUGAACGAAGGACCAAGCAAAAAACGAGGUGUAACUUCACUAAUGGAAAUAGACAAAGGUUACACUGACGGUGAUGCAGAAGGAUUGCAUCGAGAAAGUGAACCUGAUGCCGACUCGGCAAAUGAAGGUAGUAUAAGCGCCACAUGUGUUCGACGCGAACAUGACGCUCUGCUACAAGAAAUCUCGCACGACUUGGAGCAAGAAGAGGAGGUUGGCGACAAUAUAAACCAGCAACUUGCUGAUAUUGUCAACAAACGAUGGUCAAACAAGCUCCCAGAAGCAAAACAAAAAGAAAAAAUGGAAAAGUAUUCAAGACCAAGUAAUUGUGAAAAAUUUAUUGUCCCUCGCGUUAACGCUGAGAUAUGGGACAAGCUUGACAAUAAGACCAAGCACAACGACCUUCGCACUGCUAACACGCAGAAAACAAUAGCGAAGGUUGGCGCCGUACUGUCUUUCACGACAGACAAAUUGCUACAAAUACGUAGUAAAGAAUCACCAGACGUUGAUAAACUGAUCACAAUGAAUACCGAUGCCUUGGCACUUCUUGGCCACACAUGUGUGAUAUCAAUGCGUCGACGCGACGCUAUUAGGCCAAAUUUAAACAAGGAUUAUAGCAGCCUUUGUGCAUCACAUGUGCCAGUAACGACUUACUUGUUUGGGGAUAACCUUCAAACACAACUAAAUGAUAUUAGGGCAUCGAACAAGAUCAGCAAGGCAACAGUGCCUCAAAGGUUUGAUAAGGUCAGGCAGUAUGGCCGCCCUCACUCUCAUGGUACCAACAAUUCCUCCUCACAGGAAAACCAAGAAAGAACCAUUUUUAUCCAACAAUCUGAAUUGGAAGAAACACCCACCAAGGUCGACAUACCCAUCGAAAAAGCCAUCAACCUUUCCAGUCAAGCAGCAACAAUACCAGUAAUGGCCAAUAGUGAAAGAAACAAAAUAUCAUGA